AUGCGAGGAGAGAUCUGCCACCUUCACAUCGGCCAAGCUGGCACCCAGCUUGGUAACAGCGCUUGGGAGCUGUACCUCCUCGAGCAUGGUCUCUUGCCUGAUGGUCGCCCCAACCCCGAUGCGAAGGAACUCGGCGAGGGCGGAUCCUACGAGACCUUCUUCACAGAGACUGGCAGCGGCAAAUACGUCCCCCGUUCCAUCUUCGUCGACUUGGACCCUUCUCCCAUCGACGAAAUCCGAACUGGUGCCUACCGCCAACUCUUCCACCCUGAGCUGUUGAUCAGCGGCAAGGAAGAUGCUGCUAACAACUAUGCGCGUGGUCACUACACCAUCGGCAAGGAGAUGGUCGACAGCGUAAUUGAGAAGAUCCGUCGCGUCGCUGGUUUUCUCAUUUUCCACUCUUUCGGUGGUGGUACCGGUUCCGGAUUCGGUGCUCUUCUCCUUGAGCGCCUCUCGACCGACUACGGCAAGAAGUGCAAGCUCGAAUUCGCUGUGUACCCUGCUCCUCGCGUUUCCACCUCCGUUGUCGAGCCCUACAACGCUGUCCUCUCGACUCACAGCACCAUUGAGAACUCCGACUGCACAUUCUUGGUUGACAACGAGGCCGUGUACGACAUCUGCCGUCGCAGCUUGGAUAUUCCCCGUCCCAACUACGAGCAUCUGAACCGUCUGAUCGCUCAGGUUGUCAGCUCCAUCACCUCCAGUCUGCGCUUCGACGGUGCGCUCAACGUUGAUCUGAACGAGUUCCAGACCAACCUUGUGCCAUACCCUCGUAUUCACUACCCGCUCAUCAGUUACGCUCCGGUCAUCUCAGCCAAGAAGAGCUCCCACGAGAGCUUCAAGGUCUCCGACCUCACCUUCCAGUGCUUUGAGCCCAACAACCAGAUGGUCGUCUGCGACCCACGCAACGGCAAGUACAUGGCUGUCGCGCUCCUGUACCGUGGUGACAUUGUUCCCCGCGACUGCAGUGCUGCAGCCGGUGCUCUCAAGGCCAAGUCAUCCUUCAACUUGGUUGAGUGGUGCCCGACUGGCUUCAAGCUUGGAAUCAACUACACAAAGCCCAUCAGCGUCCCCGGUAGCGAGCUCUCGUCCGUCGACCGAAGUGUUGCCAUGCUUAGCAACACCACUGCCAUCGCCGAAGCGUGGUCCCGCUUGGACCACAAGUUCGAUCUCAUGUACUCGAAGCGCGCUUUCGUGCACUGGUACGUGGGUGAGGGUAUGGAGGAAGGAGAGUUCUCCGAGGCCCGUGAGGACUUGGCUGCGCUGGAAAAGGACUACGAAGAGGUUGCCAGCGACUCGCUUGAUGACGAGGGCAUUGAGGAGGGCGAGUACUAAAUUUUGUAAUUGCGUUCGGGACCAUGCUUUGGGGACACUUUUGAGCUUGCUACGACAGGCUGUGUGGGUGCGAUAGAACUGGUCGCAGUCACUAUCUUUUGAUAGGGUCAACAUGUUUAAGUGGAAAACUAUUUUGUCAUUCAAUUUACUCUAUACCUUUCGA
Messenger RNA from Pyrenophora tritici-repentis Pt-1C-BFP, 1498 nucleotides. The record is from RefSeq and is a predicted model, not a curated record. Lineage: Eukaryota; Fungi; Ascomycota; Dothideomycetes; Pleosporales; Pleosporaceae.